This is a messenger RNA of Melanotaenia boesemani (Boeseman's rainbowfish), 2610 nucleotides long. It is a transcript of the gene parvg, whose product is annotated as parvin, gamma. The record is from RefSeq and is a predicted model, not a curated record. The coding region runs from base 514 to 1476 and encodes 320 amino acids. Gene Ontology annotation, molecular function: actin binding. The transcript has 13 exons. Gene Ontology annotation, biological process: establishment or maintenance of cell polarity; cell projection assembly; substrate adhesion-dependent cell spreading. Gene Ontology annotation, cellular component: cytoplasm; actin cytoskeleton; focal adhesion. NCBI's taxonomy places the organism in Eukaryota, Metazoa, Chordata, Actinopteri, Atheriniformes, Melanotaeniidae.
CAACAUCCUCUCAUUUGUGCUUAUCUUCCUUUUUGACUUCGAGGGCACUGUUUUCCCUCACCGCAAUAGUUUAAACUGAAUGCAUUCAGACCUGCUGCACUGCUAGUUCUUACAGGAGCUUCCCUUUAGGUUAGAGUGCACCCCUCAAUUUCUUAUAUCUCUGUUUUGACAGUUGGGUUGACAUCAGUAAGGAAAUUUGGUUCAGCAGUGGUCCCUCGAUUCUGGUGCAGUUGCUGUUAUUGUUGCCAAAGUAAGCUGCCUGUCAGUACAAUCAGCAGAGCUGGUCAUCAAGUCAAUUCCUAGAGGCAACACAAAGUGGAGGCAGUAUGGUCAAGGACACUUUUCUAAGCCGCUGCUGAGUGAGGGACUUUCUGCAAAGCACAUUGAUGGCAAGUGUUUCUCCAUUUUGCCUUACACAUAAGCACUUCAUCCGAAGGUAUAUGAGUACAGCUGACUCUUGCAGGUUUUGCCAACUGGCCAGCAGAAGUAAACACAGCAACCUGAAGAGGAGAGAUGGAGGCUUAUUUCCCUGACUAUCACAAAGAGGAAGACACUCUGGAUUUUGAGUCUUUUCAGGGAACGAAGAGUAAAUUCAUUCAGCCAGCAUCUUUAAAAGACCCCCAACUUGAAAAGCUAAAGGAGGCACUGAUUGAUUGGAUCAAUAGGACUUUGAAAACGGAACACAUAGUGGUUCAGAGUCUGGAGGAAGAUCUGUACGAUGGACUGGUACUUCAUCACCUGCUGUCCAGGUUGGUCGGUGUGCACUUGGACGUAGAAGAAAUAGCACUGACCAGCCCUGCUCAGAUCUGCAAGCUGGAAGUAAUUCUAAAGGAGCUAGACAAGAGGCUGGGUCUGCAGGACAGCAGUUUGAUCAAAUGGAAUGUCAAACUCAUCCACAACAAAGAUCUUCUGGCCACUAUUCAUCUGCUGGUUGCCAUGGUGAAAUCUUUCCAGCCUGAACUGGAUCUGCCACCGAAUGUGAAGGUUGAAGUUGUAAUUGUUGAAGUCAUCAGAGGUGGAAUCAAAUCAGCUGUGGAGACAGAAGUCCUAACAGAGGACAAGGACACAGCCUCAGCCUCCUCCAACAAUCCGGAAAGGGAAGAUCCCAUCGAGCAACUACUUAAGUUGGAGACUCACAAGGUCAACACAGUGAAGAAGGCCAUCUUACAUUUUGUUAACCAGAAUAUGGCAACUUUGGGUUUGCAAGUAGCUGACAUGGACAAACAGUUUGCUGAUGGAGUGAUUCUGCUGCUUCUAAUUGGUCAGUUGGAGGGCUUCUUCAUCCCGCUCUUUGACUUCAACCUGACCCCUGUCAAUGAGUCUGAGAUGCUUCAUAAUGUUACCUUGGCGAUGGACCUCCUGCAUGAUACAGACCUGCAGCUGCCCAGUAUAGAUCCACAAGAUAUUGUAUCUCAGGACACUGCUGCCACCUUGAAGGUCCUGUAUGCCCUGUUCAACAAGUACAAAGGGAAAUAAAAAAGGACAUCUGGUGAAGACGGUCUUAGCAACUGGAAGUACAAACAAGCCUGAGUGGAGCUAUUUGUUUAUUGGAAAACUGGCUGCAAUUCAGAUUGAUUUAAGGGGUAAUUCUGGUUUCAUACAUUUUCAUAGUUUCAAACAUUACUCAUGCUCAUUAAAAACACACUGGAAUUUUUGCUAGUGGAUAUUAACUGUUCUAAGAUGAGGGGUCCAGUAUCAGGGGGAAAAAAAAUCAUUGUGAUAUUAGCUGAAAUUAUCCAAAUAGAUUUCUUAAAAGAAAACAAACAAACAAACAAACAAACAAAAAAAGAUGUCAGGAUGAAAAGUGUAUUUUUUAGAAACAUUUGCCAUGUUCAAACAUUAUAUCAGACUGCCAUUAAAUACACAGUAAGAAAUGGAUCAUAGUUCAAGGCUGGGUUAAUGGAGGCAGCUGCAGCAGCAAAUGGGUUUGGCAUAAGUGUAUCAGAAAAUUGAUAGUGAGAGGCGUAAAGUUAUGGCUCUGUACAUCUGGCUGAAUCACUGAUAGGAAGGCAUGACGGAAGCAGCAAGUGCAUUUAACUUCAGCAAUGUACCAAACCAAUAUGACUGGUAAGACCUGGAAAAAAUAACAACACACACACACACACACACACACACACACACACACACACACACACACACACACACACACACACACACACACACACACACACACACACACAAUAAAAAGAAUAAGAAACUGUUUUUUGUUUUCCAAAGAAGUUUUAUGAUGGUGUUUUUUUGUUUUGCACUGACUUAUAUUUUUGCUACUUUUUUUUAAAAGCAAAUUUAAUGGUUGCAACUUUAUUGUAUGUGAUAGACAAUCAGAAAUAUCCGCGUUUAAUAUUUAAAAGAAGUAUGACUAUGCUACAAUUAACUCAUAUUUUGUUGACAAAAAGAAAAUACUUUUUUUUUUAUUAUCAGUAUUAAUAAUAUAUUUGCUCUUUUUUCUUGUUGGGUGUAGCUUCGUAACAUGCUGCUCUUUCAUUUAGAGUUUAAUGUUGUGUCUUUUCUCUCAUUAUAUUUCAGUCUGAUAAAACUUACCAUACCACUCCUAUGCCUUCUGUUCUUCUCAAUAAACAACGUGAAUUUCUGUCUCCGGUGCAUCCUGUA